AGGAGACUUUCCAGGCCCGUGAUUUGCUAAUCGGGGUUUGGAUCCCUUGUCAUUUCUCUUGCUCUGGUUUGCGGAGGUCGCCCAGCCCUCCUGCUCGCGGACGCACCGACUGCACUCCAUGCGCUUUGGUUAAAACCCGACGACCUUCACUCUGAAGGCUGGGCACUGGGAGUUUUUUUUUUUUUUUUUUAAGGAUCGGGGGCCUCGCUGUGACUGAGAGAAGAGGCUAAAAACUCCUCACAUAUGGCUUUUUUGUAGCAGCUUCCAUCACAUUUGGGAUUGUGGAAGGGACGCGUUUUAAAUUUACUUGAAGUCGCCCAAAAGUUUUCACUCACUUGUGGGGGCUGAUCAUGGAGAUGCAAAGGUGCUCCACAAGGUGGAAAACGAAAAGGUGGCUUAUGGAUUCCCAUGUAAGCGUGGUUAUCACUUUAAUCCUGGUUCUACGGGCUACUGGUGUCAGAACAGCAGAACCAGUGGAUGUGCUAAAAGUAUUAGAAUUUCAAAAUUACCCCGAAGGAGUGACGAAAACUUCGGGAUUUUGCACAAACCGAAGAGCAUCAAAGCCAGAUACAGCCUACCGAGUCAGCAAGCAGAUCCAGAUCAGCGGGUCGACCACACAGUUAUAUCCCGGUGGUGAUUUCCCUGCGGACUUCUCCAUUCUUACCACGGUGCGCCCAAAAUCUGGCCUCCAGUCCUUCCUGCUGUCCAUGUACAAUGAGAAAGGAGUCCAGCAGCUGGGCGUAGAGCUGGGACGCUCCCCUGUCUUUCUAUAUGAGGACCAGACCGGCAAACCAACCCCCGAGGACUACCCACUGUUCCGUUCUCUCAACCUUGCUGAUGGAAAGUGGCAUCGUGUGGCCAUCAGUGUGGAAAAGAAGACGGUCACUAUCAUUGUGGAUUGUAAGAAGAAGAUCGCCAAGCCUCUCCUCAGGAGUGACCACGCCUCUAUUGAUGCAAUGGUAUAGACCGUGUUCGGCACAAGACUCUUGGAUGAGGAAGUUUUUCCAGGGUGACAUCCAGCAACUUCUGAUUGUGGCUGAUCCCAAAGCAGCGUUUGACUACUGUGAACAUUACAGUCCAGAGUGUGACACACCCUCCAGUGACACUCUGCAGGCCCAGCAACCAGAGGAAGAGUAUACUACUGAUGAUUUAGAUUACUCUCAGUUCUAUGAUUACUCUGAGGGAACCACAGACGUCGUUCCAACUGACAAGUUUUCUGAACCACAGCUAAACAAUAUAGAAGAUUACAAUACAGACUUUGACUCCGGAACUGUAGAUGAUACUCUAACUCAGUCUCCCUUUGCCACGAGUGGACCCAAUGAGGCUGUGGAGGACAUCGUUUUCAGUGACUAUGUUACCGAGGCCGCUCCCAUUGUUCCAGAACUCACCAGUGUUGCAGAAACAGGAGACAGUAUGGAUACCGGUGCGGAUGCAUACGACUUUAAGGAGUAUGACCUAAAGGAGUAUGACUUGGGCGAGCUUGACAACAGGGUGUAUGAUUAUGGGGCAUAUGAUGAGUAUGGCACAGCCCCGCCUAAACCCACAGCAGUCUACGAUGAUGAGGUGGGCCCCGGGGUCGCCGCUGAAACGGAUUUGUCUGAGAGCACUGUUGCUGGUGCUGGAGCAGCUUUUGGACAAAAGGGUGAAAAGGGCGAGCCAGCUGUGAUUGAACCUGGCAUGCUGAUUGAAGGGCCUCCAGGACCUUCUGGACCAGCUGGUCUUCCAGGCCCCUCUGGCUUACAAGGACCUCCAGGUGUUGCUGGAGAUCCUGGUGAUCGGGGUCCUCCUGGUCGUCCUGGUUUGCCUGGUGCUGAUGGUUUGCCUGGUCCACCUGGUACCAUGCUGAUGCUGCCAUUCCGCUUUGGUGGGGAUGGUGAGAAGGGUCCAGUGGUGUCUGCCCAUGAAGCCCAAGCACAGGCCAUCCUCUCUCAAGCCAGACUAGCUAUGAGAGGACCCCCCGGGCCAAUGGGUCUGACAGGAAGAUCAGGACCAGUGGGUCUACCUGGUUCUGCUGGACUGAAAGGUGACAGUGGAGAUCCUGGUCCUCAGGGUCCCCGUGGCAUCCAAGGGUCUCUGGGACAACCUGGCAAACCAGGAAAGAGGGGCCGUGCUGGGGCUGAUGGGGCCCGCGGGAUGCCUGGAGAGCCAGGUGCCAAGGGUGACCGAGGGUUUGAUGGACUCCCGGGACUACCUGGUGAAAAGGGACACAGAGGGGAGCCAGGACCAAUGGGACCCAUAGGUGCUCCUGGAGAGGAUGGACAGAGAGGUGAAGAUGGAGAGAUUGGGCCUCGAGGAUUAUCUGGGGAGAGUGGCCCUAGAGGUUUGCUGGGACCUCGUGGACCUCCAGGACCUCCUGGAUCACCCGGUGUCGCCGGAGUUGAUGGACCUCCAGGUUCCAAAGGAAACAUGGGGCCACAAGGAGAACCGGGCCCACCUGGCCAGCAGGGAAUCCCUGGAACACAGGGUCUUCCUGGUCCUCAAGGCCCAAUUGGACCACCUGGUCAAAAAGGACCUCAGGGUAGGUCUGGGUUACCUGGAUUACCUGGAGCCGAUGGACCUCCUGGUCAUCCUGGUAAGGAAGGUCCACCUGGGGAGAAAGGAGCACAGGGACCACUAGGUCCGCAGGGUCCGAUUGGUUAUCCUGGCCCUCGUGGUGUGAAGGGAGCUGAUGGUGUCCGUGGGCUGAAGGGAUCAAAGGGAGAGAAGGGUGAGGAUGGUUUUCCAGGUUUUAAAGGAGAUAUGGGAAUUAAAGGAGACCGGGGUGAAGCUGGCAUGUUGGGACCACGUGGAGAAGAUGGUCCAGAAGGUCCAAAGGGCCGUGCCGGCCCCAAUGGAGAGUCAGGUCCAAUUGGUCCUGCAGGAGAAAAAGGUAAACUAGGAGUCCCAGGUUUGCCAGGCUAUCCAGGAAGACAAGGACCAAAGGGAUCAAGUGGCUUCCCUGGGUUCCCUGGAGCCAAUGGCGAGAAAGGAGCCAGGGGUGUUGCAGGCAAAGCUGGUCCAAGGGGACAAAGAGGUCCAACGGGUCCCCGUGGGGCUCGAGGAGCCAGAGGUCCAACAGGCAAACCCGGUCCAAAGGGUACAGCAGGCAACGACGGCCCUCCAGGACCGCCUGGUGAGCGAGGACCUCAAGGACCUCAGGGACCAGUGGGUUUUCCUGGACCAAAAGGCCCCCCUGGACCUCCUGGGAAGGAUGGACUGCCCGGACACCCAGGCCAGCGAGGAGAGACAGGAUUCCAAGGAAAAACGGUCCACCAGGUCCAGGAGGUGUUGUCGGGGCCCCAGGGACCUACUGGUGAAACAGGUCCUGUUGGUGAAAGAGGCCAUCCUGGACCCCCUGGCCCACCUGGAGAACAGGGUCUUCCAGGUGCCGGUGGCAAGGAAGGAGCAAAGGGAGAUCCUGGACCACAGGGGACCCCCGGUAAAGAUGGCCCACCUGGUCUUCGAGGCUUCCCUGGAGAGAGAGGUUUGCCUGGUGCAACGGGUCCUGCAGGUCUGAAGGGAGGAGAGGGGCCCCAGGGUCCACCUGGUCCUGUUGGUUCUCCUGGGGAGAGAGGUCCUGCUGGUCCAGGUGGUCCAAUUGGUUUAUCUGGUAGACCUGGUCCUCAGGGCCCCCCAGGUCCAGCUGGAGAGAAGGGAGCACCUGGUGAGAAAGGUCCACAAGGUCCAGCCGGUCGAGAUGGAGUUCAGGGUCCUGUCGGUCUACCCGGACCCGCUGGGCCCCAAGGUCCACCCGGAGAAGAUGGUGACAAGGGAGAGGUUGGAGAGCCUGGUCAGAAGGGAAGCAAAGCUGACAAGGGCGAGCAGGGUCCUCCCGGCCCAGCUGGUCUCCAAGGUCCUAUCGGUGCACCAGGCCCUGCUGGAGCUGAUGGAGAACCCGGUCCCAGAGGUCAGCAGGGAAUGUUCGGUCAGAAGGGAGAUGAGGGUCCCAGAGGAUUCCCUGGACCACCUGGUCCCAUUGGUCUGCAGGGGCUUCCUGGACCUCCUGGUGAGAAGGGAGAGAACGGUGAUGUUGGUCCCAUGGGGCCUCCUGGUCCCCCUGGUCCCAGAGGUCCUCAGGGUCCCAGUGGAGCUGAUGGUCCACAAGGUCCUCCAGGUGGUGUGGGCCCCAUGGGAUCUGUGGGUGAGAAGGGUGAACAAGGUGAAGCUGGAAAUCCAGGACCACCUGGAGAGCCUGGGACUGGGGGACCUAAAGGUGAGAGAGGAGAGAAGGGAGAAGCUGGGCCUCCUGGAGCUGCUGGACCCCCUGGUGCCAAAGGACCCCCUGGAGAUGAUGGUCCAAAGGGCAACCCAGGCCCUGUAGGAUUCCCUGGAGACCCUGGUCCCCCUGGAGAGCCAGGUGUUACUGGUAUUGAUGGAGAAUCAGGAGAGAAAGGAGAGGAUGGAGAGGCUGGUCAGCCGGGACCACCAGGUCCAUCUGGAGAAGCUGGACCACCUGGACCACCUGGCAAGCGAGGACCUCCGGGGGCCGCUGGUGCAGAAGGCAGGCAAGGAGAGAAGGGCGCUAAGGGUGAGGCUGGUGCUGAGGGCCCAGCAGGAAAAACUGGACCAGUCGGGCCCCAGGGACCUCCUGGAAAACCCGGUCCAGAGGGUCUCCGAGGAAUCCCCGGCCCUGUCGGUGAACAAGGACUGCCCGGCUCACCAGGACAAGACGGUCCACCCGGACCCAUGGGCCCUCCAGGUCUUCCUGGUCUGAAAGGUGACCCUGGCAGCAAAGGUGAAAAGGGUCAUCCAGGUCUGAUUGGUCUGAUUGGACCUCCUGGUGAGCAAGGAGAGAAGGGAGACAGAGGUUUACCCGGGCCCCAGGGUUCUCCCGGUAGCAAGGGCGAUGGUGGUAUCAGUGGAGCUUCUGGUCCUCUUGGUCCCCCUGGCCCCCCUGGUCUGCCUGGCCCUCAAGGUCCUAAAGGAGCCAAGGGUUCACCUGGUCCCGCUGGUCCAAAAGGAGACACUGGUGCAGUUGGUCCUGCUGGUCCUCCGGGUCCACCAGGUGAAGUUACCCAGCCCCUUCCCAUACAAUCACCAAAGAAGACCAAGCGCUCAAGUGACAUGCAGUCAGACACAGCUGGCACCAUUAUGGACUACGGCGAGGGCAUGGAGGACAUCUUUGGUUCUCUGAACAACCUCAAACAGGACAUAGAGCGUAUGAAGUACCCCAUGGGCAUACAAAACAACCCCGCCAGGACAUGCAAAGAUCUGCAACUCUGCCACCCUGAAUUUCCUGAUGGCGAAUACUGGAUUGAUCCAAACCAAGGCUGCUCUGGGGAUUCCUUCAAAGUCUACUGUAACUUCACUGCCGGGGGCGAAACCUGCAUCUACCCAGAUAAUAAGUCCAACGGGGUUAGAAUAUCUUCGUGGCCCAAAGAGGUCCCUGGCUCAUGGUUCAGUGAAUUUAAGCGUGGUAAAAUACUAACAUACGUUGAUGCAGAUGGAAAUUCAAUAAACAUGGUACAAAUGACCUUCCUCAAACUACUGACAGCUUCGGCCAGGCAAAAUUUCACUUACAGCUGUCACCAGUCUGUCGCAUGGCAUGACGAUACCAGUGAAAGCUACGACAAAGCACUGCGCUUCCUGGGUGCCAACGAUGAGGAGAUGUCUUAUGACAAUAACCCCUACAUCAGAGCCCUCUCAGAUGGGUGUGCGACGAGGAAGGGCUACGGAAAGACUGUGAUGGAGAUUAAUACUCCCAAAAUUGAUCAGGUUCCUAUUGUUGAUGUCAUGUUGACUGACUUUGGGGAUCCCAACCAGAAGUUUGGAUUUGAAGUCGGGCCUGUGUGCUUCCUUGGCUAAAUAAAAUGGGAUAAUUAAAGGACUUGAUAGGGUCAGCAAAGAAAGUCAAGUUGAGACAUUUUGAGUUCCAACAAGCUCCAUUUGUAGCCCUACCCCAACUGUUUUUAUGCCACAUGCAAGUUUUGAAUAUGAGAAGGUGUAGCAAACAUGUCUUCCCAUGUAUGUACGUGUAUUCCAAAAAAUAUACUUGCUGCCCUUGUAGGGCUCGAACCACAUGUCUUAACCACAUUAUGGAACAAAGCUGAAGGACAUUUGGAAACGUGGCACGGGAGGUCACCAAGUGAAGGGGGGGGGGGCAGGCAAGAUUGGGGGCACAGACCUCCUCUUUGCAUUCUCCAGGUGCUGUCUGAUGACUACAAUGGUGCUUGUUCAAAACACAAAACAAGUAUAAAGAGGUGCUAUAAGAAAGAAGGUGCAUUUUGAUAAUUAUAAAACUGUAAUUAGUGUUUUGUACAAAACUUGUAUUUCUUAAUCUACUUUCAAAACUUGCAUGUGUGCCAGAUUCUUCUUCUGGCUCUUUAUUUUCAAUUUUAAAGAUUAUAGAUUAUAACUUAAAACCAUCAUAGAAACAAAUGCAUUUGCCGUUCUGGUGUUGUGUUUUCUUUCAACAAAUACUGUGUAUGUGUCAUGAAACAAAUAAAGUGAGCAUUCAAACUCUUCUGUUUUCCUAAAUUAGAUUGUAUGACCUUUGUAUAUACUGACAAUCCAAAUCUUGAGAUUAUAUGCUGUUUUGUCCUUGUGCCCAAAGCUGACUCAACGGGAAAUAUUACACCAGCACAUGUACGGAAACAUGUUCCACUAACAUUGUUAUCCUGUGCUCAUAGGAAUCAAUCAUGGCAUUCAUUUUUCUUUAAUUUAAUUCCAUUUGGGGUUUUUUUGUUUGUUUUUUUAUAUUUGUUUUUGACAGUUUUUCUUUUUGGUUGUAUACCUCAAACUUUCUUGGUAACCUUUAAGAUGCAAGGAUGUAAUGCCCUGUAUAUACCUUGGUUGAGCAAUUAAGUUUAUAUAUUUUGGGUGAGGAUUUGUUUUUGGGUUUUUUCGGAAGAGAAAUACAUAACUGUCAGACAUCCAUUGUUCAAAUCUAUGUGUGAAUGCAAUGCGAAGCCCUUUAGGUGACCAAUUUUUGUAACUAAAAUGAGAAAAAAAUUGUUUUAAUCCAGAACAACACUGAACUGAAUGUCUCGAUGGUUUGUGUUGACUUUGGAGUAGAUCGACUCACUGUUCAUGUUAAAUGCUUUAAAUUGAGGAAAUGUCAAUUCAACUCAGACUCUGGGCUGGUGCAAUUCCAUCUCUCUUGAACCCAAUAAAGUACACUCUAACAACA
This is a messenger RNA of Thalassophryne amazonica, 7108 nucleotides long. RefSeq names its product collagen, type XI, alpha 1a (gene col11a1a). The record is from RefSeq and is a predicted model, not a curated record. Lineage: Eukaryota; Metazoa; Chordata; Actinopteri; Batrachoidiformes; Batrachoididae. The coding region runs from base 772 to 5784 and encodes 1670 amino acids. The transcript is spliced from 67 exons. Gene Ontology annotation, molecular function: extracellular matrix structural constituent.